This is a messenger RNA of Danaus chrysippus (African queen), 960 nucleotides long. The record is from the annotation of a GenBank genome assembly. Lineage: Eukaryota; Metazoa; Arthropoda; Insecta; Lepidoptera; Nymphalidae.
AUGUCUGCUAAACUCAUAGUUACAUUGUUUUACGUGCAGUAUAUAUUUAUAACGAAUUGCCAAGAAGUUGCGAAGUUCUUCCGCAAAGACUACGACUACAUUGAUAGCACAAAGUCUUUUUACAAAAUCCAUACCAUACAUCGAACUUGGGAAGAUGCUAAGGAAAUGUGUGACUUCGAAGGGACCACGUUGUUUUAUCCAUACGAUGAAGAUGAAGCCAGAGCAGUCAUAAAUUACUGGAACCAGACGCAACCGUUUUCGUGGAUAUUUAUAGGUGUAUCGACACCCAAUGUUAGGGAAGUUUUUGAAACGGUAGACGGUUUAUCUAUAUCUCAAGUAUAUGACGCUUGGGGCCGGGGGGAACCUAACAACGCCGGCGGGAUCGAAGGUUGUGUAGUUUUGAGAAAGGACGGCACUCUCAAUGAUGAUCAGUGUACCAAAAAAUUGCCAUUCAUUUGUAAGAAAACGUUAAGUACUUUGGAAUGGAACAUGCUCUGUGAUUUACCUGAUAUGGGAUACGAAUACAAUGAACUAGGGAGAUGCUAUAAAUUCCACUUAAACCCUCGCAGUUGGCACGACGCCUUUAGAAUCUGUGAUGCAGAACAAUCGUAUCUCGCAAUAAUAAAUUCAGAUGCAGAAGCAAAUGUUUUGGUUAAUAUCACAAAAAACACUCCAAAGGACGACGUCGAAGACACAAAUUACCUGAAUGGAGCCGUUCAUUUAGGAUUUAAAUUUAAUCACAUUUGGAAAACAAUCAAACAUGAAUCGUUAAGACGGAGCGGGUAUACCAAAUGGGGAGUGGGUCAGCCGGAUGGAAAGGGUAAAGAAACAUGUGGCUCGAUGUUCUUCAAUGGAAAACUGAAUGACAUAUCCUGUGACCAAAGAUGUUUCUUUAUUUGUGAACACGAACCCGCCAUCUUAACGACGGAAUACGACUUCAGGUUUGGUCGCCCUAAUUAG